CUUAGCUUCUCAUCUCAUUAACUACAUUUCUCUUUUUAAUUUUGUUCCAUUAUUACUAUAAAUUUUUUGUUGCAGAAAACAUGGGGUUCUCAUUGAAGUUUCAUUGUUGCCUUAUAUCUGUCAUGGUGUUACUGCCUACACUGUGUUAUGCUCAGGACUAUGUAAAGUCCAGAGCAACUUACUAUGGCAGCCCUGAUUGUUUAGGGACUCCAAGGGGAGCUUGUGGAUAUGGAGAAUUUGGAAGGACUGUGAAUGAUGCGAAUGUGGCUGGGGCUUCUUACAGGCUCUACAAAAAUGGAACUGGCUGUGGUACUUGCUAUCAGGUUAGGUGCACAAACCCCCAACUCUGUACUGAUAAUGGGGUGAACAUAGUGGUGACCGACUACGGCGAAGGUGACAACACUGAUUUCAUCCUCAGCCCCCGCGCUUACUCUAGGAUGGCACAAUCGGACAAAGCGGGCGAGCUGUUCGCUUACGGAGUAGUCGAAGUAGAAUACCAGCGAAUCCCCUGCCGCUACGGUGGUUACAAGAUGCAAUUCAAGGUUCAUGAACAUAGCAAGUACCCAAAUUACUUGGCCAUUGUAAUAUUAUACCAAGCUGGCCAAACUGAAAUUCUAGCCGCAGAUGUUUGGCAGGCGGAUUGUAAGGAAUGGAUAGGGAUGAGGAGGGCAUACGGGGCUGUUUUCGACACAACGUAUCCACCAUCGGGAGCAGUCACUUUGAGAUUCCAAGUUCAAGGUAGAGCGGGUGUAUAUUGGGUGCAGGCAUCAAAUGUUAUUCCUAGUGAUUGGAAAGCUGGAGUUGCUUAUGAAUCAGAUAUUGAGCUUGAAUGAAAUGCAUCGCAAUUGUACUUCUUGAGAAAAAGAAAGUAGGAACCUUUUAAAAGAUAAUUAAUUUCGUCAAUUAUAGUUGCUUCAUUAUUAUUAUGUUAUUAAGUAGGUGUUUAUAAGCUAGCAAAAGUGCUCAAAACUUUGCCUUGUGCUUAAUAAACAAAAAACUUGGGCAUGUGUACUUUUGCUUGAUGUAUGUGUAUCAAUCAAUAAAGUUGCACUAUUGAGAGA
This is a messenger RNA of Gossypium raimondii (Peruvian cotton), 1061 nucleotides long. Its product is annotated as expansin-like B1. Bases 81 to 833 code for a protein of 250 amino acids. The record is from RefSeq and is a predicted model, not a curated record. The transcript is spliced from 4 exons. NCBI's taxonomy places the organism in Eukaryota, Viridiplantae, Streptophyta, Magnoliopsida, Malvales, Malvaceae. Gene Ontology annotation, cellular component: extracellular region.